CACAGUUCAUGCGACACGCUGAGGGCAGGCUGAGUCCUCAGCUCGUGUCCAGCGAAGGGGAGCUCGUGUCAGACAUGUCAUUGUGAGCUGAGCUGAGGCUGCUGGACUCAGAAAGCCCUGGGCCUCCAGGGCCUGAGGCUGAAGCUGUGGCCAUCCAGGCCAGGGACGUCCCGGGACCCUGGAUUUCUUUGGGUCCACGGGCCAUGAUGGCUGCUCUCAUCAGCUCUCCAGAGCGAGCGAUGAGGGGCGUCACCAAAUCAACAUCACAGCAUGCGAAAAGAACAGAGGCUCGUAGGGGGGUGUGGCGUCAACCCCUUAAUACACACUGGUGCCCAGGACUGGCAGAAGCUGGGGGCUGUCUGAUCCAAAGGAAGCAAGGCCGUGCAAAUGAAAGCACAGCAUUGCUUUGCAACAGCGGCGCGGCCUAUCCUAGCGUGCGAAGCAGCCGGCGUCCAGGCCCCUGCGCGAUUGGGGCGCCAGCAGAAGGCAGGGGUGAGCGCUUAGGUCAGCUACGGUGGCAAUCACGGGGAGCGGGGCACUGGAGUGCAGGUGGCACAGCAUGUAGCGCAUGCCAUGCGCUGGUAGUGGAGGACGCAGUGGCAGCACGGUUAGACGUGGCCGCAUUCUUGUGCGACAGCCUGCCCUCGCAGCUCUGGUUCGGGGGCUACAUGCAGGAGGCACGAGGCGCCAGCCUCUCAUUGGCGAGCGGGGGGAGGGUGACCACCAGCUUCACUGAGCCACACGCCCUGACAUGGAUUGCCUGGGCGCCGCCAGACGAGUCAGCUAAUGAAGAGCAGGCCCGAAGCAAGUGCACUGAGGAUGCAAACUUGGCAGCCUCUGGUUCUGAGGUCAUGCGCAGCGGUCCUGAGAAGUCCCCAAGGUCGCUAGUGGUGGGCGCCCACCGUCCCUUACCCAGUGCCGGCAUUGUUAGCGCCGCUGCCGCCUUCCUGCUGGUCCUGGGGCCUGUGCCCGCGGGUGCCAUGCUGCCGGUGUCCCCGCAGGACCCGCCCCUCACGCGCCUUCCCCCUGCCAUGGACGUGCGGCCCUCCCUGUCCACCUCUUUGCAACAGGGCUAUCAGUUCCCCCUCGACCCGCCCUCAGCCCAGGCUGGUGCCCUUCUAUUCACUGCUGCACCCCGCAGUGGCCUCAAAGCGCCCCCAGCCCCUAAUCCGCUUGGGCCCCGCCUGCCGGUGCUCGUCUAUGACCCCGACGAGCUGCUGCGGGAGCCCCCCCGGGAGGAGGUGAUCCGGAGUGGGGGCGAGGUGAAGAGCCCCGCGGACCUGGCGGAGAGCCUGCAGAAAGGGUGCGGGGGCCCCCAAUGCUUCGCAACGCUCUUCCGCCCAUCCGCAGAGUUGGAAGGGCUGGGCUUUGCGGGCGCAAUCAUCUUUGGCGUGGUGUCGGAGCGGCGCAAGUCGGGGCUGGUGCAGCUCAAGGACUUGGUCAAGGUGGCCCUGGAUCAGAAGAGCGAGAGCGAGGCGCUCGUGGCCUCCUUGCAGCAGGAGCUGGAGCAGCAGCGCAGCCUGCUCUCCAAGGUCCUCCAGCAGCGGGGGGCGCUGCCCAGCAUCCCGCUCAGCCAGCAGACGGGGCAAGCGCCGCCCAGGGAAAAGAAGCUGAUUGGCAGCCGCGAGUGGAUGGAGGGGCUCGGCAAGCGAGGACUGGAGGCCCUGGCGGGGAGGAAAGGUAAUGAGGCGUCCUCGCCAGGGCCGGCCCUCGAGCACGCCUACUUCUCCAAGAUGGGCCAGGUGCAUGACGUCAGCAAGCCCCGUGGCCUCGUCCCUGAAGGCGUCAGCCGGGUGGUCGAUCAGACGGGCCGGGCUCUGGGCUUCCUGGGGGAGCCCUCCGAACAAGACGCCGUGGCACGUUCUGAGGAAGAUGCAGCAGGGACGCGGGGAGGGGAGGGAGCAGCGGCGGGGCCAGCAGUGGCGGCCCCGGCCAUGCGCUACGUGAUCCCCGACACGAACCAGUUUCUGAGGAACCUGCCGCAGAUUAAGCGGCUGCGCGAAAAGUCUGGCGUGCAGACGGUGGUCCCGCUCGCAGUUUUGAAGGAGCUGGACGGGCUGCAGAGCCACCCCGACAAGCGGGCGGGGGCACUUGCGCGCAAGGCGCUGCGCUACAUGUCCCAGGAGAUGGCAGCCGGCGUCACGUGGCUGCGCGGCCAGCGGCGCUCCGAGGUGCGCUGCCUCGUCGGCACAGAUCCUGCGGAGAACCGCGCCGCGCUGGUCGGUGUGCCGUCUCCGCGGGAGGCCUGGCGGCAGACGAGCUACACAGCGGUGGGGCGGGCGGACGAGGCGGACGACGAGCUGGUGGACUGCUGCGUCCACUUCUCGGGGGGCGGCGGCGAGGUGACGCUGCUGACCGACGACAAGACGCUGCAGCUCAAGGCCAUGUUCCACGCGGUCAAGGCGCGCCCCAUCACCGACUUCCUCGCCGCCCUGGAGGCCGCCCCGCCCGCGCCGCCGCGCCCGGUCGUGCUGCCGGCCAGCAUCGACACCGAGGUCGCGCUCCACCAGCUGCGCCGCUACGAGACCACCACCGCCCCCCCAGAACGGCCCCCCUUGGUCAGCAGUCCCCAGGCAGGACCGCGGGACACCGGGUCAGGGGAGGGAACACGGGCGACCGAGAGGGGGGCCCGCCGGACCGCGAGCGAGGGUGCGCAGCUGGUGACGAACGGGACCGUUCACCGAGGGAGCUUCCGCACAGUGACGGGACUGAGGACCACGCAGGCAGGCAGGCAGCGGGGCGAGCACGCAGGCCGCAGGCCAGACAGUCCAAGCCCUGCGGGAGGGGCAAGGGGGCCGGGGCCGCCUGAGGAUGCUGCGGCCCCGCAAGAAGGGCGGCAGACUCGCGGGGGGAGGUCGAAGACAGGUCGAGGCCGGGCGACGACGAGCGGGCGGAAGGUGGAGGCGGAUAAGUCGGCAGGGGAUGACAGUGGGCAGGAAGGGGAGGAGCGACCGACCAAAGGGAGCGGCGGGAGGAACAAAACGCAGGGGCGCCGGCCGCGCUUUGCACGGACGGAGGCGGGAAGGAAGGAGAGUAGUGCACCCGCGGACAUGCUGGACCUUGCGGCCAGGCUGAAUGCACAAGCGAAGGAGGGGGCCAAGAAGACGACAUCCAGCAGGUCGGAAAGGAGUAGAGACAACGAGAGACCAAGGCAACAACCUCCGUAGCCGUGUUGCUAUUUGUUGGCUCUUUGAUGCCUUUUGUUGCACGCGUUGUUGGAGGUCAACGUUCUGGUGCUCAAUCUAUCAGCGCGGAGACCAUCUGAACUGAGAAAUAGCAGCCAAUAUCAGCCAAUUUGACUCGACCCUUGUAAGGGGCAUUGUAAGGCGAAUCACAUCAUGCGCGGCGUAUAAUCACUUGGUUGGGAGUCC
Molecule: messenger RNA, 3371 nt
Organism: Klebsormidium nitens
Lineage: Eukaryota; Viridiplantae; Streptophyta; Klebsormidiophyceae; Klebsormidiales; Klebsormidiaceae
Source: the annotation of a GenBank genome assembly